AUGUCAUUGUCAGAUGAGCAGGUACAAGCGGAAAUGCGCAAGAUGAUUAGCUUCAUCAAGCAAGAAGCGCUUGAAAAAGCCAAGGAAAUCCACACGCUUAGUGAAGAAGAUUUCCAGGUUGAAAAGGCUAAGAUUGUUCGUGAAGAAUGCGAAACAAUAGACAGGAAUUAUGAAGGAAAGUUAAAGCGAGUUUCGAUGGCCCAAAAGAUCGCCAAGUCGAACGUGAUGAACAAAAGCCGUUUAGAUCUGCUAAACAGUAGACAAGAAGUGAUUGACGGAAUUUUUUCAAAGGUGGAAAAGAAACUAGAAGGAAUUGAGCAAAAGAAAGAUGCUUAUGUCAAGUUUUUGAGUGAUUUAAUCGUUCAGUCAAUGGAACUCUUGAGUGAGCAAGUCGGCAUUAUCUAUGCUCGUCAGCGUGAUAUUAAUUUGGUAUCCCUAGCCAUGACUAAGGCUGUGGAAAUUUUGAAAGAACAAGAAAAAUUCAAAAAUAUUGAAAUUGACAUUGAUCAUGAUGAGUACUUGGAUGACUCCUGUCUCGGCGGUGUGAUUGUGGUCGGUUUAGAAGGAAAGAUCAAAAUCGACAACACGAUGAAGGCCCGUCUCGAAUUAAUCAAGAAAGAAGCACUCCCUCAAAUUCGCCAUUUAUUGUUUGGUGACAAUCCUAACCGUAAGUUUCUCAAUUAG
Schizosaccharomyces osmophilus is the source of this 684-nucleotide messenger RNA. It is a transcript of the gene vma4, whose product is annotated as V-type ATPase V1 subunit E. The transcript has a single exon. Gene Ontology annotation, biological process: proton transmembrane transport. Gene Ontology annotation, cellular component: proton-transporting two-sector ATPase complex, catalytic domain. The record is from RefSeq and is a predicted model, not a curated record. The coding region runs from base 1 to 684 and encodes 227 amino acids. NCBI's taxonomy places the organism in Eukaryota, Fungi, Ascomycota, Schizosaccharomycetes, Schizosaccharomycetales, Schizosaccharomycetaceae. Gene Ontology annotation, molecular function: proton-transporting ATPase activity, rotational mechanism.